This is a messenger RNA of Corylus avellana, 1932 nucleotides long. RefSeq names its product phosphoethanolamine N-methyltransferase 2. Gene Ontology annotation, molecular function: phosphoethanolamine N-methyltransferase activity. NCBI's taxonomy places the organism in Eukaryota, Viridiplantae, Streptophyta, Magnoliopsida, Fagales, Betulaceae. Gene Ontology annotation, biological process: phosphatidylcholine biosynthetic process. The record is from RefSeq and is a predicted model, not a curated record.
ACGUUGUAUUUGUUAAUUUGGAAGGGCGAGCGAAUGCAGCAGAGAGGGAGAUCAAACAACAGCAGAUCGAGGAGCUUCUCCAGAACCCGCUUCGCCGUUGAGGGUUGUUAGCCUUCGCAUUUUCUCUCUUCGAAUCAUCAAUUUCCCUCGUUUCCAUCUCGCUUUGCAUUUGGGUAGUCUACAUUGAUUUCGCAAUGGCUGCCAUUCAAGAAGAAGAGCGAGAGGUGCAGAAGAGCUACUGGAUCGAGCACUCCGCGGAUUUGACCGUCGAGGCUAUGAUGCUCGACUCCAAAGCCUCUGAUCUUGAUAAAGAAGAGCGACCUGAAGUACUUUCUAUACUUCCACCUUAUGAAGGAAAAUCAGUUUUAGAACUUGGAGCGGGUAUUGGUCGUUUUACUGGUGAAUUAGCUCAGAAGGCUGGUCAGCUUCUUGCUUUGGACUUUAUUGAGAGCGUGAUAAAGAAGAAUGAAAGCAUUAAUGGACACUACAAGAAUGUUAAGUUUAUGUGUGCAGAUGUGACAUCCCCAGACUUGAAAAUAUCUGAAGAAUCAAUGGACUUGAUAUUCUCCAAUUGGCUCCUUAUGUAUCUUUCAGAUAAAGAGGUGGAGUAUGUGGUUGAAAGAAUGAUCAAGUGGUUGAAGGUUGGUGGAUUUAUUUUCUUCAGAGAGUCUUGUUUCCAUCAAUCUGGAGACAGCAAGCGAAAGUGCAACCCAACCCACUACCGGGAGCCCAGAUAUUAUACGAAGGUCUUUAAAGAAUGCCAUUUGACUGAUGGUUCUGGAAAUUCCUUUGAACUCUCUCUUGUUGGCUGCAAAUGCAUUGGUGCUUAUGUGCGAAACAAAAAGAAUCAGAACCAGAUUUGCUGGAUAUGGCAAAAAGUCAGUUCGCAGGAUGAUAGGGGGUUCCAGCAGUUCUUAGACAAUGUUCAGUAUAAAUCUAGUGGCAUAUUACGUUAUGAGCGUGUCUUUGGACAAGGUUUUGUGAGCCCGGGAGGGAUAGAUACGACUAAAGAAUUUGUGCAAAAGUUGGAACUUAAGCCUGGCCAAAAGGUCCUAGAUGUUGGAUGUGGCAUUGGGGGAGCUGACUUUUAUAUGGCUGAGAACUUUGAUGUUGAAGUUGUUGGGAUUGACCUCUCCAUAAACAUGAUUGCUUUUGCUCUUGAACGUGCUAUUGGACUGAAAUGCUCAGUUGAAUUUGAAGUUGCUGAUUGCACUAAGAAAACAUAUCCUGACAAGGCAUUUGAUGUGAUAUACAGCCGUGACACCUUUCUGCACAUUCAAGACAAACCUGCAUUAUUCAGAUCCUUCUACAAGUGGUUGAAACCCGGAGGUAAAGUUCUUAUCAGUGAUUAUUGCAGGAGUGCUGGAACUCCAUCUCCAGAAUUUGCCGAAUAUAUUAAACAAAGAGGAUAUGAUCUCCAUGACGUUAAAGCCUAUGGUCAAAUGCUUAAGGAUGCUGGUUUUGAUGAGGUCAUUGCGGAGGAUCGUACUGAUCAGUUCAUUCAAGUUCUACAGAGGGAAUUGAAUGCCCAUGAGAAGGACAAGGAUGAAUUCAUCAGGGACUUUUCUGAAGAAGACUACAAUGAAAUAGUUGGUGGAUGGAAGGCAAAGCUGAUCAGGAGUUCGUCUGGCGAGCAGAGGUGGGGGCUGUUCGUUGCGAGGAAGAAGUGAUUCUGUUUCCCAUCAUUUGCCCUAUCUAUAUUAAUAGCUUUUAAUGUGUAUUUGGAACAAUCUUUGGUGUUGGUUGUAUCGUUUUAGUUGAUGGUUGAUGUCUUCAUAGCAUCCUAUCUAUGUUGAUUUCUCAGCAAACCUGUUCAUCUUUAAAUAAUGAUCAGAUAGAGGAGAGACCUGAUGAACUCGCCAGUAAGGAAAAAAAAAACACAUUUGUAGGUUUGACUUUUGCUUAUGUUAAUGACAUUAAUAGUUUGAUUUA